Molecule: messenger RNA, 833 nt
Organism: Paramecium pentaurelia
Lineage: Eukaryota; Ciliophora; Oligohymenophorea; Peniculida; Parameciidae
Source: the annotation of a GenBank genome assembly
AAUGUAGGAAUUAAUUGAGAUUGGCUUAAAAAAAGUAUUGCCAGGAAUUUUAAUAAAUCAAAUUGCCUUCUACUCAUUAUAUAAGAUAUUGAAAAAUAAUGAGUGUAUUGUUGAUGUAGCAUACACAGUCAGUCAUUUAGUUGCAGGAUCUAUAUAUGCUUAUCAUUUUGGACUCUCAUCUUUUGAAAACAAAGUAGAAUAUUUUUAUAUCAUUCUAGUUUAAAUUGGGAUUAUUAGCUUUGUGGACAGUCAGAUUAGCAGGAUUUCUUUUCUAUUAUAGAAUCAUGAGAGGAUUUAGAGAUCCUAGAUAUGAGGUCAUUUUUGAGAAAUAUAAAAAAGAGACUUUAAAAAGAGAUAUUGUUGUCUUUGGACAAUACAUUUUCUAAGGAUUCAUUGUUUUUGUUACUAGCUCAUCAUUGUAUUUCUUAUUUAAGAAUUAAUUGAAUCCAAUAUAAUUGACUAUUUUAGGAACAUCAAUAUUCUGGAUAUAUUUUGAAGGAUUAGCAGGUAAUAAUUACUUAUAUAUUUGAUAGACCAUCAAUUAUAAUAAUUUAAAGAUAAAAAGAAUAAACCUCCAAACUCAAUAUGUCAAGAUGGCUUAUGGAAAAAGAGUAGACAUCCAAAUUUAUUUUUUGACUUAAUGACUUGGACAACUAUUGCCAUUGCUAGCAUUAAGUCAAGGCAUGAUUGUUUAGCUUUGAUAAGUCCAUUAAUUUUAUAUUAUGUAAUGGCUGGUUUGACUGUACCAAUUACAGAAAAAUUAAUGAAGAAAAAAAGAGGUGACAAAUUUCUAGAAUAUUGUUCAAAAACAAAUAAAUUCUUGCCUAUUUGAA